UGGACGAGAACACGUGACUACUUCAAUCGCUCUACUUCGCAGAACGUCAAGUCGUUGCGUUAAGUCAUUUUACUCGUCGAUCGCUCCAACAGAAUGAUCGUUUCACCUGCACGAAUUGGCAGUUCUACGACAGCUCUGCGCAGAUAUUUUAAUUGUUGGACAGCUGCAAUUACAAAGAAACACAGAGCAACAUAUGAGUGCACAUAUCCUACAACACUCGUUUUCUCAGAUGGAAGCAGUAUAGAGAUCGAAUACCAUGAGCCACGGAAGAUAAUAGUUCUUCCAUUUAAUAUGGCAGACCUUACAGAGGAAGAACAGAAAAAGAAGCUUGAAAUGUGUAAACCGAAAACAAAGAUAGUUAUAACUGAGGACAUUGAGGACAACUUUGAUGAAAAUAGGUAUCUUAACUUUAAGAAGUGAUCUUAAUAUUUCUGGAAUCUGUAUUAUACCUGUUAUUUAUAUCAAAGUACAAAAUUACUCCUUUGAAACAUUUAUGCAAGUUUUUUUAUUUGUAUUUUUUAUUUGAUAUGAUAUCCCACUGUUACGCAUUUUUACCAUAAUAAUAUAAAUACUAUUUAAACUCUUGUGAUCUAUACUUCAAAGCCAAACAGCAAUGAAGAGACUAAAUCUGUACUAUAUUGUAUUUGGUUACUAUAGCACAUUGUAUUUAUUGUAAAAUAAGAAUGCAUACAUAGAUAAUAAAUAUUACAUAAUAUUGUAA
Molecule: messenger RNA, 721 nt
Organism: Linepithema humile (Argentine ant)
Lineage: Eukaryota; Metazoa; Arthropoda; Insecta; Hymenoptera; Formicidae
Gene: mRpL55
Product: mitochondrial ribosomal protein L55
Biological process (GO): translation
Cellular component (GO): mitochondrial large ribosomal subunit
Molecular function (GO): structural constituent of ribosome
Source: RefSeq, a predicted model, not a curated record